Cryptococcus amylolentus CBS 6039 is the source of this 1236-nucleotide messenger RNA. RefSeq lists its product as hypothetical. NCBI's taxonomy places the organism in Eukaryota, Fungi, Basidiomycota, Tremellomycetes, Tremellales, Cryptococcaceae. The record is from RefSeq and is a predicted model, not a curated record. Bases 1 to 1236 code for a protein of 411 amino acids. The transcript is spliced from 4 exons.
AUGCCAGUCCACAGCCUGGCAUCCGCCGUCGGCGACUUCUCCACCUCCCACCUCCUCGUGGCCGCCGCUACAUUCCUCGUCAUCUUUUCCCUCAAAGUAUGGUCCGGCGGAAAGAAGAACACCUGGGAGCGAGAAUGGGCUGGCAAGAUGAUCCUGAUAGUGGCCCCUCCUACACCGACUAUACUCGCCCUCAUCGACCAGCUGCUACAUCUGCCUUCGCCUCCUCAAAUCCUCUUCCUUCCCCCAAUCCCCAGCCCUCUCCCCGAAGAAUUGUUGACACUCUUACACGCCAUCCGCCUGUCUGCCGCCAAGAACCCCGUCGCCCAGCUUCACUGCGAGAGCCUGCCGCGGUCGCCUGUCGCAGUCCGAGACUUUACCAAGAAAUGGGCUUCCGUCCCUACUGGCACUGCUGGCGCCGACGGGCGAAGGAUCGACGCUGUCAUCCUCGGUGAAGGGUGGGAGAUCCGACCAAAGGAGCUCAAAUUGCAAAACCAAUGGACGACGCACGAGUUCCACUAUCAUCUCUUGACGUCGCUCUUGCCCUACUUUCUCCGUGCGCCUAGUGAGAGGAGCAUACGUGUCAUCUCCCUCGUGUCGCCUGCUUGGGCUUCGGCUGUCCCGUCUUUGAAGAAUGCCGAGCCCCGGGAGGAUAUCGUGUUCAACACUGGUCGAAGGAGCAUCAACACUGUCCUUCUCAUGAAGCACUUUCAGCUCAUCCUGGAUACCCUCGCUGCUGCUGCGCUUGGUAUGGUCAAGCCUGUCCCUGGGGCGGCAGACGAGGAGGUGACAAAGAAGCGCGAUGAAAGCGUCAAGAGCAACAUCAUGUCACUCAGUGUUGUCAUGCCAUGGGCGAGAGAAGAAGUGCUCAAGGCCGCUAUUGUGGAGAGUCUUUUGAGCAAGAUACUGUGGAUCGUCUUUUACCCCCUGAUCAUCAUCCUCACCCCCUCACCCGCGAAAGCUGCGCAGACCAUCAUGUUUGCUCUGUCAGCCCCUGUGCGAUACGCAGCCAUUGACGAGACGCCGAAAGUCAAGGAUCAAGGGAAGGAGCUCGACGAAGUUCGCAGGGCUGCGGUUGGCGGCGGGGAUGUUGUCAGGGAUUGCGAAGUGAUCGAUAUCCCGCCCGUGUUGCGAGACCCAGCCUUGGCGAAAGCUACUUAUGAUUCACUGGAGAAGCAGGUGGAAGCCGGGGUCAAGGACCUAGAGAGUAGAGAAAAGGCAUCAACCAAGACAAAGUAG